AUGCAUAAACAAAUGCACACAAAAAACAUAGCUAAAGAAGCCGCCACCAACAUCAAUAUCCCCAGAAUAGACCUCUCAUCUUUCAAGGACACUGCCCGAAAUGCCUUAAAAAGUAGCAAAAAGAUUCACCAACGACUCUGGGACCAAGAACAAGUUAUACCAAAUAAAACCAUUUUGUCACCUAACUCGAAUCCUCCCUCAAAUACGAGAAGACAACAAGUGAUAUGA
Molecule: messenger RNA, 228 nt
Organism: Macrosiphum euphorbiae (potato aphid)
Lineage: Eukaryota; Metazoa; Arthropoda; Insecta; Hemiptera; Aphididae
Source: the annotation of a GenBank genome assembly